UUUUCGAUGACGAGGAACAUAACGUUGCGGAUAUAAAUGGAAUCGGUGCCGUUGCUAUACUUGUGGAUAGCGGGGUCAGCGACAGUGUGGUUGCUGAUGGUCUUGAGUAUUUUGUGAGAAAACAGAUCAUCGGGAAAUGAAGAUCCAACUAUGUUUAAGAUAUUCAAAUUUAGUCACUCGAACAAAUAACAAUAUUUAAAAUGCAUCUACAAACCAGUUUCGUUCUAUUACUCGUAUGCUUCGUUACUCUAACACUGGGUACAGAAGUCAAACAAUGCAAAGGCAGCAAAACGAAGAAAUUAGAUCCAUCAGAAGUAUCCGUAUCGAAUUGCAAUAAAGGAACCUGCAAGCUACAAAAGAAGACAACCGUGGAGGUUUCAUUGAAAUUUGCACCGGCCAAAGAUCUGAAAACAUUGACGACAUCAGUUUACGCUAAUGUUCUGAACGUUCCACUUCCAUUUAUUGGUGUUGACGGAGCAUCCGCUUGCGACAAAUUGUUCAAGGAAGAUGGUACAACACCGAGCAGUUGUCCACUGAAAGCCGGCGAAACUUAUGUUUAUAAAAAUUCAUUCCCCAUACUGGAAUUCUAUCCGAAACUGAAUUUAGUCGUUCAUUGGGCAUUGACUCACAAUGAUGAAAAUAUUGCUUGUUUCGAACUUCCAGCCAAAAUAUCAUAAUUAUGCAUUUAAAUUCCAUCGUUUUAGUGUUAAGAAUUCAAUUAAUUAAUAAUUUAAUAAAUUAUUUUCUAAAUAA
Molecule: messenger RNA, 753 nt
Organism: Bradysia coprophila
Lineage: Eukaryota; Metazoa; Arthropoda; Insecta; Diptera; Sciaridae
Gene: Npc2b
Product: Niemann-Pick type C-2b
Biological process (GO): intracellular cholesterol transport
Molecular function (GO): sterol binding
Source: RefSeq, a predicted model, not a curated record